Molecule: messenger RNA, 1698 nt
Organism: Pistacia vera
Lineage: Eukaryota; Viridiplantae; Streptophyta; Magnoliopsida; Sapindales; Anacardiaceae
Product: disease resistance-like protein DSC1
Exons: 4
Coding region: 1-1698 (565 amino acids)
Biological process (GO): defense response
Source: RefSeq, a predicted model, not a curated record
AUGCGCUUGGAUAUGUCCGAAGUAAGACAGCUACAUUUAAAUCCUAAAGCUUUCAGGAAGAUGCAUAAUCUAAGAUUCUUGGAAGUACAUGGCUGCUGGAAUGAUAACAAGGUACAUGGUUUCGAAGUCCUUAAAUCUGAUUUCUCUGAGCUACGGUACCUUCGCUGGGAUGGAUAUUCUGCCAAAUCAUUGCCACCAAAUUUUAAUCCAAAGAACCUUGUUGCACUCUACAUGCAUUCUAGUAACAAACAAAAUCUUGUUAAUUUGAAACACAUUGACCUCAGUUACUCUAAGCAUCUACGUAGUGUGCCUGAUCUCUCACUUAUCCCAAAUCUUGAGAGCUUGAUUCUGGAAGGUUGUACAAAUUUGCAUCUAAGUUUCUCGUCUAACCAUAAUGUCAAUAAGCUUGUUCUCCUGAAUCUACGAGAAUGCAAAAACUUGAAUAGGCUAUCAAUCGGAACUCAUUGGAAAUAUCUUCGAAAACUUAUUCUCUCUAAUUGCUCAAAUCUGAAAACAGUUUCAUAUAUCCCUCAUACAGUAGAAGAGUUAUAUGUAGAUGGAACUGCAAUAAAAGAAUUGCCGCCAUUAAAGGAUCUUUCCAAAUUAGAAAUAUUGAAUCUUAAGGAUUGUUCAAGGCUAGUGAGUCUGCCAGAGAGUACUUGUGAGUUGAAAUCUCUUCGACAAGUUAUUCUCUCCAAUUGUUCAAAUCUCAAAACAAUUCCAUAUAUCCCUUGUGCAGUAGAAGAGUUAUAUUUAGAUGGAACUGCAAUAAAAGAAUUGUCCUCAUUAGACCAUCUCUUCAGACUAGUAAAAUUGAGUCUUAAAAACUGUUUAAGGCUUGAGAGUCUCCCUGAAGUAUUUUUCCAUAUCUCCUCGUACAGUAAAAUGGUUGUAUUUAGAUGGAACUGCAAUAAAAGAAUUACCGUCAUUAGGGCACCUGUUCAGACUAGUAACAUUGGUCUUAAAAACUGUUCAAGGCUUGAGAGUCUCCCGGAGAGUAUUUGUGAGUUGAAAUCUCUUCAAUCUCUCUCUCUUUCGGAUUGUUCAAAACUUGAUAGAUUGCCUAACAGCUUGGGAGAUCUAAAAGCAUUGGAGACACUAGAAGUCGAUGGAAUUGCUAUAAGAGAAUUACCAUCAUCUAUAACUGUAAAGAGACGCUACUUCCUGCUACGGAGUAGCCCACCAAGGGCUUGUAUAUGUUACCCUGGAAGCAAAAUUCCAGAGUGGUUUAGCUUUAAAAGUACUGGAUUUGAGGUAAAGCUUCCAGCAGGUUGGCUCAAUGAUAACUUAGUUGGUUUCACUUUGUGCGCUGCUGCAUCUUUUCGAGACUAUCAAGAGCUUGGAACCUUCAAAGUUAGAUUCCGUUUGCUUGUAAACGAGGACAUCGUUUCCUCCGGCGAUUUGUUUCAUUAUAAUGGGCAUGAGGUUAUUGAAUCUGAUCAUGUAUACGUUGGAUAUGAUUAUGGUAUCAUGUCCACUGAAUUGCUUACACUCAGUUUGAAUAGUGAGGGCCACAUUGUGUUCUUUGUUGAGCAUGGAAGUGAGAAUAGCAUUGAUUUUAGCAAGGUGAAAAAGUGUGGAGUUAGAUUGUUGUACGCCAAAGAUAAUUAUAUGGGAGCAGACGCAAAAGUGGACAGAGACCAGAGAUUGAGACCUAUAGCUGGUGCCUGCAUUUGGAAAUAUAGAAGAGACCAAUGA